UACAUGACCUGAUGCAUGAUUUUGAACCUUCUGAUUACAUUUUGCUAUCACACACAGUUGCAUUGUUUUUCAUCAUGAGAGCAACAUGCUAGAAUUUAGUGAUAGUCCUCUUUCCUUACAUGUAUUUGACAUAUAGGCAAACCUGGAGAAAAUGUGUCGCACUCUGGAAGACCAGCUAAGUGAGAUUAAGGCAAAAGAAGAGGAGCAUCAGCGCAUGAUCAAUGACCUCAAUACUCAAAGAGCUCGUCUGCAGACAGAAGCAGGUGAAUAUUCACGCCAGGUGGAAGAAAAAGAUGCUUUGAUAUCUCAGCUAUCCAGAGGCAAACAGGCAUUUACUCAACAGAUUGAGGAACUAAAGAGACAUUUAGAGGAAGAAAUAAAGGUAAAGGUACUUCCUGUAGUGGGUUUGACUUUGGAUUCAGAUUCCAUUUUCUUUCAGGUUAUUUCCUACCCUCACAUAAAAUCAGAAUAUGUUAGCCAUGUCAAUUUAAUUUGCGAGCUCUCAAACUAGAUGGACAAUUUUGCCACCUCCCUCUCUUGUUUGGGAAUAAAAGUUGUGGAGGGCAUCGCCUCCAAACCUGUGUACUGAGACAGGGAAGGACAACUUUCCAACAUUG
Pygoscelis adeliae (Adelie penguin) is the source of this 617-nucleotide messenger RNA. RefSeq names its product myosin heavy chain, skeletal muscle, adult-like. Lineage: Eukaryota; Metazoa; Chordata; Aves; Sphenisciformes; Spheniscidae. Bases 152 to 511 code for a protein of 119 amino acids. The transcript is spliced from 2 exons. The record is from RefSeq and is a predicted model, not a curated record.